Polypterus senegalus (gray bichir) is the source of this 2879-nucleotide messenger RNA. It is a transcript of the gene ccdc78, whose product is annotated as coiled-coil domain containing 78. Gene Ontology annotation, cellular component: cytoplasm. The transcript has 15 exons. NCBI's taxonomy places the organism in Eukaryota, Metazoa, Chordata, Cladistia, Polypteriformes, Polypteridae. The record is from RefSeq and is a predicted model, not a curated record. Bases 878 to 2605 code for a protein of 575 amino acids.
ACCCGGCAGGUGUCGCUGCCCCCGUUUUUCAUCGCCGAUCUCCUUUCAUAUUCACACGGAGGACAAUCGUGCAUUGAAAUGAAAAGGCAGGAGGACGUUUGAAGAUGAAGAACUUGUGCCAGCCAGCAUUAGAAGCGCAGGGCAGAACAACAUGAAGAGCACACAGACAAUCGAGGAGGAGGAGGAGGAGGAGGAAGGUCCCCGUGUAAGGAGGUCAUUUCUAAAGGGUUGUUGUUUUGUUUUUCUUUUUUUGCUUCGUUUUCGUGCCUGCUGAUUAUCAUUCAUUUUUAACAUAAUAAGGUUCAAGAAAUAAUGUAAAAAUAAUUUCAAAUAUUUUGAACAAUAGAAUUCACUCGAGACCAAUCACAGUCAUAUUUUGAAUGACCUUCCUUAACUAAACUAACGUUAUGUAUAUGAAUCCGUUAUUAUGAUGAUAAUAAUAUAAACAGAAACUCGGAAUCUCGCCUCGUGAUUGGAGGACGGCCUCUUAAUGUCAUCUUUUAGCAACGAAAGCGACGCGACAGAGGCAGGAAGCUGGGGGCGGGGCGUGGAAGGCCGAGUCUUGGACCUGCAGCCGGAUAGAAUCGCUAGGCGGGCGGACGGGCGGACGUCCACCUCAGUACAAGAAGCCACCGAAAGUCGGGACCGACGCCGCCACACCGUCUUCUGCGCGCUUUCUCCGUUUCGCCAAGCCGAGUGAUUUGUGCGGAAUGGCUUCACAUUGGGCGCGUGUCAGACUCCGCGCGCGCUCCAGCGGUCCACGUGUUCAUUCGCUGCCGGGACGGAAGUGUCGCUACUGGCUCCGCCCCCUGACGACCCAGUGUUGAUAGCAACGCCCCUAGCCGCCGCUGCCGCCGCUGGCGAAGAGCUGAACGCCAUGGGCUCGAAGGGAGACGGGGAGAGCGCGAGCGGACUGCGGGAGCAGCUACGGCGUCUGACCAACGAGAACGUGCAGCUGCGGGACAAGAAUGAGCGGCUCUUCAGCAAACUGGGGGAGUUGCAGGGCAAACUGGGCCAAGUGGCGGGCUCCAAGACAGACUUGUCCUCUAAACUGGUGUUCAGCGAGGAGGAGAAACUGAAGAUCUCCAAGGACCUCAUUGAGAUGCAGAUCCACACCAAUAAAAUGAGGGAGCAGUACGAAGCGGAGGGCUUUGAGCUCAAGAACAAGAUACUGACCCUGGAGAACCGACUCGUGGAGCUGGAGACGCAACGGGACAAGCUGUACAGCGAGGCCGAGACCACCUGGGGGCGCCUGCACGCCGCCGAGAAGAACCAGAAGGAACUGGCAGACGAGUACAUCGUGCUGAAGAGCAACUACCUGGCACUGUGCAAGGAGCACGAGAAGGAGGUGACCAAGAAUGACGAGUUGGGCUUGGAGCUCCUGAACUUGGCCAAGGCGCAGGAUGCCCUUCUGAAGCAGCAGGAGGACCAGGCCAGGCAGCGCCAGGCGUACUCGGAGGCCACCAUGGAGCUGGAGCGGGUCAAGGCGCUGGUUGGCCGCCUGUCCGACAGGAAGAUCAAGCCUGAAGAUCUGGUGGCAUCUGAGCACGAGCGCAGGAAGGUGGAGAGGAGCCUGCUUGGAAAUCAAGACGAGAUCAAAGAGGAGCUGGAGAGGAUGAAGAGGAGCCAUGAAGGCCAGCAGCACAAGCUGGAAGAGAAAGUGGUGACGAUGGGCAGGGAGCUGCAGGAGACCAAGAGGGCCGUUCGGAACACCCAGCACAAGCUGGCAGAGCAGUCUGCGGCCCUUCUGAGCUCCCAGGGCCAGCUGAAGGAGGUGGAGGCCGACAACUCGAGGCUGCAGCUUCAGCUCAAGGAGCUCAACGAGGAGUACCGUGCCCGGCUCGUCCGCUACAUUCAGGACCUGGCGGAGUACGUGGACGGAUGCACAGCUGAAGCGGGUGGACGCACGCCAGCGGUGCCCCUCGAGCGCUCCAGGAUGAAGAGCUUCGUGGACAACAUGCUGCAGGAUGUCAAGGCCUCCUACCGGUCCCGAGAGGAGCAGCUCGCCAACGCGGCGCGCGGGUACAAGAAGAGGCUGCAGCACCUGCUCAAGGUGCACGAGAGGCUGCUGGUCGCUUACAGAAUGCAGCGGGAGCAGAUCCUGUCGGUUGGAGAGCGCGGCCUGGACCCCGGCCCCCCGGAGUCGCACUUCGGCGUUCCCGACAACGAGCUGGAGAGCGAGAUGAGCCGCGAGCUACAGAGGCUGCGGGGGGACAAGGCGCGGCUGGAGGCGCAGCUGCAGGAGCAGAAGCGCAGCGUGGACAUCCUCGACCCCACCGCCUUCUCACAGCAGUCACCUGCCAAUGUGGGAAAAAUCUCGGAAGACGGCUGGGCGGACAUCAGGAAGCAGCUGCGUGAAUUCACCCACUCGACGCAGGAGGACCUCGAGAGGGAGCGUGCCCAGCUGCUGACGCGGGCCAUGGUGGCAGAGGAGCAGCUCUCGGAGCUCCAGGACUACGUAGACAAGCACCUGGCAAGGUACAAACAGGAGAUCAUCAGACUGAGGAGACUCUUGGGCACGGAAGCGGGCCGCGCUUUCAGUGCCGAUGCCCCCGACGCCCGUCAUCUGCGCCACUCCAGAAGAAAUGGCAGUUACGAACUGUGAUGGGCAGCCGCAAGGAAGGGGAGAUGGGCCGAAGACAACAGAACUGGCACUGCCAGGAGAGCCACAUCUGUCGCCGAGUGCCUUGUGCCCGUUCUUAGGGUGUGUCCUGAGGCUUCAUGAUGGACACGAGUGCUUAAUGGACGUGUUGCUUUCAUUUUUUAGAGCGCCUUUCCAUGGAGCCACACAGGCAGCCUUGUGCUUAACGGCCUAGUGUCCUGGCCAGUAGGGGGUGCCACUGUGUGCCAAUAAAGAGGGUACUUGGGUCAAAUCUCAA